AUGUCUGGUAAAAUCGUAGAAUUCUUUAAAUUUGAGUCAAACCAAGUAGCUAAGGUAGGCAAUCAAGAAAACAAGUCAAAUGGCAAAAGUGAUCAAAAUAUACGCGAGUGUCGAAUAGUUUUAACAGAUGUGAUGAAGCCAUUGCCAAAUCAACAACUGACAGUAAGUUCCAGCAUUGAAACCAAUAGAAAUGCAGUUCCAGAAACGGGCAAAAGCAUCAAGAACUUUUUAGUAUUUAAACCAAACUUAAAUAAGUCCGUCGAAUCCAAAAUCAAUAAAUUGUCAUCAAAUUCAUCAAAAAACACAAGUUUAAAGUGUCAAACAUGUUCAACAAUUUUCAAGAAAGCCAACGGAUUAAAAAUUCAUUCAAAGUUUUGCGUCAAAAAGUGCGAUAUCUGCGAAACAACUUUUACGACUAGAAACAGACUAAAUGCUCACAAUAAAAAAUUCCAUAAAGAUAAGCUUAAGGACGCCAUAAUAAUCUGCGAUAUCUGUGGAAAAGAAUUUUUCUUAAAAUAUGGCCUAGAGCGUCAUUUAAAGGCACAUCAAGAACCAACUCAGAAGACAACAUGCGAAUGUGAUUUUUGUGGAAAAUUAUUCAAAAAUAGAUCUUUAGUUCAUGGUCACAUGAAGACUCAUUUGCCGGCAGUUAAGUGUAAAAUUUGUCAAAAAGAAUUGAAGCAGGGCUGCAUAAACAUGCACAACAAGAUAUUCCAUGAGAAUAAUGCAACAUUUCAAUGUGAAAUAUGCUCAAUAGUCUUCAAAACUGAACAGUACUUGAAGCAGCAUAGAAUGGUGCAUGACAAAAAAUUUGAAUGCAACAUCUGCAAGAAAAAGUAUAAAAAUCGAUUUAUCCUUAAGAAGCAUGUCUACGAGUAUCAUGAGAAUCCAAAAAGUAACAAGUGUGACGUUUGUGAGAAGAAAUUUAACGAAUUUAGAGAUCUUAAAAAGCACAAAAGGAUUCAUGAUAAAAACCAAAAAGCAUUCAAAUGUCAACUAUGCAGCUUCGAGACAAUUUACAGGCAUAGCUUUACAAAUCAUGUAGAAAUUCACAACGCAUUAAUUAGUAAAUACGCAAAUAUUGACAAUCCAAUUAAAUGUGACAAAUGCUUCAGAUUCUUUAAAGAUAAAAAAGCACGUCGUGUGCAUAUAACAAAAGUUCAUCCAGUCAUUGUGAUCAACUAUCAAUGUGAUUUGUGUGGAAAGUAUGUGAAGACAAAACAUUCGAUUACAAAUCAUAUUGAAUGCCAUCUUAGGAAACGAAAAGAUUAG
This is a messenger RNA of Chironomus riparius, 1272 nucleotides long. NCBI's taxonomy places the organism in Eukaryota, Metazoa, Arthropoda, Insecta, Diptera, Chironomidae. The record is from the annotation of a GenBank genome assembly.